Molecule: messenger RNA, 896 nt
Organism: Exophiala viscosa
Lineage: Eukaryota; Fungi; Ascomycota; Eurotiomycetes; Chaetothyriales; Herpotrichiellaceae
Exons: 3
Coding region: 424-675 (83 amino acids)
Source: RefSeq, a predicted model, not a curated record
CCUUGGAGUGUAGUCAUUGAGGCUAAUAAACCCCUGAUAUGCAGCCGCUCAACGGUCUUUUGCAAGUGCACAAAGCCUGAACCAGCGAACCACAGCUUUGCGAGUUUUUUGCGUAAAGUUUACCCGAACGACGUGGCAUGUGCCAUUUCUCUUUUUCUUCCAUGCUCAUCUACUCCGUAUACCGUUCUUCAAUCCCACCUUUUCCUUCCCUGACUUUCCUGUAUACGGACAGAUUCCUCCAUACGAGAACGAAACCCCUUGCAUUCUGUUCUCAAUCAGCCUGACACGCGAUACUCUUUUGGUUCAACAACCCGCAAAUCCCGAGCCUUUGCUUGGCUUUUCUGCUUACGAGUCCUGUCCCGAUUCCCUUCGGACAGUUGAUAAGACUUUCAAUCCCGACGGGCGGGGUACGAUCAAGCAGCAAUGGCACAACAGAAGGCCGACUCCCACCAAUCCAACGACCAAGCAGACGAUGCCCGAGAGAAUGGCAAUCCUUUGCAGGUGACCUCCGAAAUGGCCAAGGCCUUCCAAGAACUUGCACACGGUGAACGGACAGCAUCGGCUUUGGAGUCCAAGCUUGACGAUAUUGAAAGCCGCAUCGAACAAUUGCUCGCUACUAUGGAGAACAGCACUCAAGACCAUGGUCAAAAUUCAACGCCCUCCCAAUCCAAAUAAUCAAUCCAUUCGCCUUUCAACAAUGAGCCACGUGGACGCCUCCCGGGUUGGUGCCACUUCCUUCCAGCGGUUCCGCUGGGGUGGACUUCAAUAAAACGCCCGUGCGCGAAUGCCUCAAAUGGGCAGUCUGCUAAAAAAACCACUUUUGAAGCAAGAUUUCCAUUCCCGUUCAGGACCGAGAGAGACUUCGACACCGGACUAGGACUGCUGGAAAACCCCUG